AUGCAGCAACACCAUUCCCCUGAGACCACGUUGGUCAAGGAUGAUGAACUUGCGUUGCAGAAUCGAAGAGAGCGAGGGAGACGGGCUCAGCGGGAGUUUCGCCAGAGGCAAAUUGAAACCAUCAACGAGCUCCAGGCCAGCAAUGCCGCCAUGCAGGCCGCCAUCGCCUCUAUAGCACGCGCCGCGACUCAGUUGGACAGUGCUGAAUUGAAUGCAGCCGUGCGAGACGCCUGUCGGGUGGCUGGGCUUGAAACAUCCAAAGAUUCAGACUCGCCCUAUCAAGGUCGCGCAACUUUGUCUGAGAAUAAUGAGCGCCCGGUACAGAAAUUAUCAGAGAUAGCAGGCGCUACAGUGAUCCCAUGGGCACAGGAGCCGGACGCAACUAUUGCUCAGAGCCAGUCUCCUACAUUACAGAGCAGAGCUCCUAACAUAAGUGGGCUUGGCGUUGAGAAAUCCCACUAUCCUUCGGGAAGAGUGUCGCCAACGCUUGGCUACGGUGCCUGGUUUGGCCCCCAGACAUCAAUAUCCAUCGUGUACCCUCCAAUGGAUAUUAUUCCAUAUUUACAAGACGGCUCGUCACUCGCAAGCACCAUAUUCUGGACCAUCCUAUCUUGGGGCUUCCAGGUAAUGGGAGCCGCCCUCGGCGGGAAUGUCGAUGCUGUGGCGAUGACUCAGAAGGUAUUCGGUGCCAUCAUACCCAUCAGUCCCGGCCGCGACAUCCUCAACGGCAUCCACGCCCGCCUGACAUACCGCAAGACAGGAACAAUCGACCGAGACCAUCCUGGUAACAAGCCGAAGCAGGCCCCCGGGAUGCUUGCAGCUCAGGCCAAAUCGUGCGAAGAAAACGGAACCCCGUUGGAGACUUUCCUAACCCCUAUUGAUUUGGAAAAUGUUUUGAGAAGCAAGCUAGGUCCCGCUUACGACGUGAUCGAUCGAAGUUUGCGCGGCUUUGGCUCGUCAGAAGAGAUAGCCCACCUUCGCAGGCUCGUCCAGAUGAUGACUAUGAGUAGCAUAUGUCUCGGAGGCGCGCCGCGGUGGUCAGCUGAGGAGGCAGAGAAUGCGUUAGAGUAUUGGAAUCGAGGUGUUGGUUCAUAUAUGUCUUGCUGA
Fusarium sp. VM40 is the source of this 1107-nucleotide messenger RNA. Lineage: Eukaryota; Fungi; Ascomycota; Sordariomycetes; Hypocreales; Nectriaceae. The record is from the annotation of a GenBank genome assembly.